AUGGAUAGCACAGAUGAACGUCAGAAAAAAGUCUUUAAAGCACGAAAAACCAUGAGAGUAAGUGAUCGACAACAACUUGAAGCUGUCUAUAAGGUUAAAGAGGAGCUGUUGAAGACAACUGAAGUUAAACUGUUAAAUGGAAAGCAUGAGAAUGGAGAUUCUGAUUUGAAUUCCCCUGUAAGCAAUACAGACUCUAUGGAGGACAAGAGGGAAGUUAAUGGCCUGGUGGACUUAUGUGUUAACUCUGAAGAAGGCAGAAGAGCUUCUGAUGAAACUAGUGAAGCCAAAAGCCCUGAAAGUAGGGCAGGCAACAUAGUCGGUGAUAUACAACCCAAACCUCUAACGCAGUCUCUGGAGAAUGUUACUCCUGAACAAGGUAAAGAUACUGAUAAUGCUUUAGCUUGUGAGGCUGAAAAUGGAGUGCUUGGUAGCAAUAAAGAUGACUUCCACGAAAAAAGUAAUACAAAAGAUCAUUUGGACCAAAGAGAGAGCAACAUCCCAUUGAUAGGUGAAAGUAAAUCGACCUGUGGUAUUAGUGACUCUUUAGAAGAGAAGGUAGAAACUCAUGACUUAAGCAUUACUUCCAAUUCAUCUGCGGAGGAAAAGAGCACUGAAGAAGUAACUGUUGAAGAUGCUGUUGGAGAAGAAGCCAUCUCUAGCAGUAUGGAAGCUGACCAGGAAGCAAAGGACAUACAAGAUGGCACUACAGGUCUUCCAGAAACGACUGUUCAGAAAACAACAGAUGAGCCAAGUGAAAGUAUCUUGGACAAUACUGACUCUAUGGAAACAGAUGAAAUUAUUCCUAUUUUGGAAAAACUAGCCCCUGCUGAAGAUGAACUGGGCUGUUUUUCUAAAAGUCCUCUGCUUCCAGUGGAUGACAGCAUCCCAGAUUUAGAAGAGAAAAUAGACAGCUGUUUAGGUUCACCAUCCAAGCAGGAAAGCAAUGAAAGUCUGCCAAAAGAGGCUUUCUUAGUGUUGUCUGAUGAAGAGGAUCCCUGUGAUGAGAAGGAGGAAUGUCCUGAAGCGAUACUACCAAACAAGUCAAGUCUUCCAGAAGAGGUGGAAAAGGAGAUAAGAAAGGAAAGUAAGGAGGAUAAAGAAGAAGAUGCCUACAAAGAAGAAGAGAAACAGACAGAGAGAAGUGAAGUGUCAAGGAGAAAGCGUUCCAAAUCUGAGGACAUGGAUAGCAUUCACUCUAAACGUCGUCGAUAUAUGAAAGAAGAUUAUGAAGCAGAACUCGAAGUAAAAAUUACAGCCAGACAGGAUGUCGACCAAAAAUUACAAAAGGUUAUCCAGAGACUGUUAGAUGAAAAAUUUACUGCUUUACAGUGUGCUGUGUUUGACAAGGCUCUGGCAGACUUGAAAACCCGAAUAGAGAAAGUGGAAUGUAACAAGAGGCAUAAAACCGUGCUUACUGAACUGCAGGCUAAAAUUGCUAGAUUGACAAAGCGGUUUGGAGCAGCCAGGGAGGACUUGAAGAAAAGACAAGAAGCUUCACCAAAUACACCUCUAUCUUCAGCAAAAUCAGCAAGUGAUGCUGCAAACACAAGCAACAUGACAUAUCGAAAUGCCAACACAGUGAGGCAGAUGCUGGAGUCAAAGAGGAAUACUGGAGAGAGCAUACCAGCAACUUUUCAAGCCCCUGUGAAUGCAGUGCCAGCUUCCAGUCUUGCUGCUCCUCCAACACUUGUCAGUGGACAUCCUAAGCCUCAGGCUCCAGUGACCUCCACCAGCAAUUUGACGACAACAGUUCUUCCCACAGCCAACACAGCUACCGUUGUAGGCACUAACCAAGUGCCCAGUGGCAGCACUCAGUCAGUGUCUGUCUCGUUGCAGUCUUUGCCUGUAAUCUUGCAUGUACCUGUGGCAGUGUCAUCCCAGCCUCAGCUCCUGCAAGGCCACACAGGAACUUUGGUCACUAACCAGCAGUCAGGCAAUGUUGAGUUUAUAUCCGUACAAAGUUCUUCUACAGUUGGUGGCCUUACCAAAACUACAGUGUCUUUGGCAUCAACUAACCCAACUAAACCAAAUAACAGCCCGUCUGUGCCUAGUCCUAGUAUUCAGAGGAACUCUGCAGCCAGUGCUGCGUCAAUAGGCACAACGUUGGCAGUACAGGCUGUUUCUACUGCACAUACUGUUGCCCAGGCCCCAAGGACUUUGCCCACAGUGGGUACUUCAGGACUUAAUAAUGCUACCAGCAGUCGAGCUCCCCUACAGAUGAAGAUUCCUCUCUCUGCAUUUAGUAGUACAGCUCCUGCUGACACCUUCCCUCCCCCCCCUGCCGUUACAGCACCCAGAGUUGAAAACCAGACAAGCAGGCCACCAACAGAUACUUCGGCAAACAAGCGAACUGCUGAGGGAACACCACAGAACGGGAAGGUCACAGGAAGUGAUUCAGGAGCUGUCAUUGAUCUUACACUGGAUGAAGAGGAUGAUGGCUCUUCUCAAGCAAAUGGCAAGAAGCAGAAGCAGACACCUGUUACAGGAUUGAGCAUAUCCACCCAGCCUUUGGCUCGACCCUUGCAGCCUUUACAGCCUUCACAGCCAAACCCUGUACAGCAGACAGGAGUACCAACAAGUGGACCUUCCCAGACCACCAUACAUGUGUUACCUACAGCUCCGACAACAGUGAAUGUAACUCAUCGGCCACUGACUCAAACUGCUGCAAAGCUUCCUAUACCAAGAACCCCUGCAAACCAUCAGGUGGUUUAUACCACUCUUUCUGCACCACCAGCUCAGAAUCCUGUAAGAGGAGCUAUCAUGUCAAGCCCAAGUUUAAGGCCAGUCAACCCACAGACUGGAGGUAUGACAGUACGAAUGCCUCAAACAACUGCAUAUGUUGUGAACAAUGGACUAGCUCUUGGAUCUGGAACGCCUCAGCUUACAGUGCAUCAUCGACCACAAGUGCAUGCUGAGCCACCACGCCCUGUACAUCCUGCCCCACUCCCAGAGGCACCACAGCCACCACGUCUGCCCCCAGAAGCUGCCAACACUUCUCCACCUCAAAAACCACAGCUGAAGCUGGCACGGGUACAGAGCCAAAAUGGUAUUGUGCUAUCAUGGAGUGUCAUGGAGGUGGACAGGAGCUGUGCCACUGUGGACAGUUACCAUCUCUAUGCCUACCACGAGGACCCAAGCGCCACUAUGCCUUCCCAGUGGAAGAAGAUUGGGGAAGUGAAGGCCCUCCCGCUACCUAUGGCAUGCACUCUUACACAGUUUGUGUCUGGCAGUAAAUACUACUUUGCGGUGCGGGCUAAGGACAUCUAUGGACGUUUUGGACCCUUCUGUGACCCCCAGUCCACAGAUGUGAUCUCUUCCCAGAGCAGUUAAACUAGAGAUCUUUGGAGCCUUUAAACCUGUCCUACUACCAAGAAUUACCCCAGUUUUGGGGGUUGAUUCCCUGCAUGAAAUUCACUUUUAAAUCCUCUCUCUGCAGGAUUAUUUUAGACAGUUGUGUGGUACACUACAUGCAUUCAGAACCAAAAGAAAAAUAAAAGUAUCACCUGCAGCAAGAGAGCCUGUGUUUUUCUGGAUAGCUCAAGUCAUGGGCUGUUU
Molecule: messenger RNA, 3555 nt
Organism: Nestor notabilis (Kea)
Lineage: Eukaryota; Metazoa; Chordata; Aves; Psittaciformes; Psittacidae
Product: activating transcription factor 7-interacting protein 1-like
Biological process (GO): regulation of DNA-templated transcription
Cellular component (GO): nucleus; transcription regulator complex
Molecular function (GO): protein binding; transcription coregulator activity
Source: RefSeq, a predicted model, not a curated record